Molecule: messenger RNA, 633 nt
Organism: Nyctereutes procyonoides (raccoon dog)
Lineage: Eukaryota; Metazoa; Chordata; Mammalia; Carnivora; Canidae
Gene: TMEM235
Product: transmembrane protein 235
Exons: 4
Coding region: 1-633 (210 amino acids)
Cellular component (GO): apical plasma membrane
Source: RefSeq, a predicted model, not a curated record
AUGGCCCGGCUGGGUGUGCUGCUCCUGGCCGCCGCCCUGGGCGCGCUGCUCAGCUUCGCGCUGCUGGUGGCCGCGGUGGCCAGCGACUACUGGUACGUCCUGGAGGUGGCGGACACCGGCAACCGCACGCAGCGGCUGUCCUCGCACUCCGGGCUCUGGCGCGUCUGCGAAGGGCAAAACAGCUGCAUCCCGCUGAUCGACCCCUUUGCCAGCGAGAACCUGGAUGUCCCCACCUCAGUACGGCACCUCAUCUCCCUGCACCGAGCUGUCAUGGUGGUCCUGCCCCUGAGCCUCGUCCUCGUGGUGUGUGGCUGGAUCUGCGGCCUCUUCAGUUCCCUGGCACAGAGCGUCCUGCUGCUUCUCUUCACCGGCUGCUACUUCUUGCUGGGAGGUGCCCUGACACUGGUGGGCAUCAGCGUCUACAUCAGCUACUCACACCUGGCCUUCGCCGAGACCGCCCGCCAGUUCGGCCCCCGGCAGGUGCAGCACGUCCGCGUCAGCUUCGGCUGGUCCCUGGCCCUGGCCUGGGGCUCGUGCGCCUUGGAGGUGCUCAGUGGCGUCCUUCUGCUCACAGCAGCCCGCGCCCUCCGCCUGAGCCGGCGGCGGGGCGGCCCCCACUCGGUGGCCGUCUGA